Coregonus clupeaformis (lake whitefish) is the source of this 4197-nucleotide messenger RNA. RefSeq names its product glycerophosphocholine phosphodiesterase GPCPD1. The coding region runs from base 158 to 2173 and encodes 671 amino acids. The transcript is spliced from 20 exons. Gene Ontology annotation, molecular function: starch binding; glycerophosphocholine phosphodiesterase activity. NCBI's taxonomy places the organism in Eukaryota, Metazoa, Chordata, Actinopteri, Salmoniformes, Salmonidae. Gene Ontology annotation, biological process: glycerophospholipid catabolic process. The record is from RefSeq and is a predicted model, not a curated record.
CUGGCGACAAGAAGACUGCGUCGCAGUAGCUACAGACGUUGUCAAUAAAUAUGCCAAAUCUACCACAUCGAGCAAGAUCGGUCUGCUGAUGGAUUAAGUUCCUGGUUUUCCAGCUUGAUUGCGCCUGCAAUUGUCCUUGUUUGUGCCUGUGUCAACUAUGGAGACAACUCAAGUGACUUUGGCAGUUAGGGGAGACACAUCCCCAGGUGAGGUGAUAGCCGUGGUUGGUAGCUGUGAAGCUUUAGGAGACUGGUGCCAUCAAAGAGCUGUGACCCUACAACUGGUUGAACACGAUGGGACAUUGUGGAAGAGGACCAUCAGUGUGCCCAGAGGUGCUGUGCCAACCUAUCGCUACUUCAAAGGCCACUUCCUGGAGUCAAAGAGUGCAGGUGGUCCCUGUCAGGUGAUAGUCACUAAGUGGGAGACCCAUCAGCAACCACGCCUGAUGAGCCCCACAGAAUCACACCUUGAUAUUGACGAUGGCCAAUUUGGAUUCCACAACGGCUCAGAGUGUAUGGACUCUGGGUGGCUGACAUGCCAGACAGAGAUCCGUCUACGUCUGCACUUCUCUAAGACGUCUCCCGUAUCCAUCACCAAGAAGAAAUACAAGAAGUCUCGCUUCAGGAUCAAGCUGACGCUUGAGGGUGUAGAGGAGGAGGAGGAUGACGAUGAAGAGCCAGAGCAGAGUGCAGCGUCGCGGCACAAGAUGACCACCACGCUGGAGAUCAGUAUGAUCAGUGGAGAUGGGUACAAGUCCCGCCACUCCCAGCCUGAGUGUGGCUACGCCCUGGAGGCCUCACAGUGGACCGAGUACAUCAUCCACACCAUGGAUCCCGACAACCUGGAACUCACCUUCGACUUCUUUGAGGAGGAUAUGGGUGAGCAUGUGAUGCCAGGGGAUGCCCACCCGGGGACGGUGGGUACGGCCUGCCUCCUCUCCUCAUUCUUCGUGGAGAGUGGCAAGGACACAGGUGUGGUCACUCUGCCCAUCAUGAAACGCAACUCCAGACAGACCCUGGGCAAAGUCAGAGUGGACUACCUGGUGAUCCGUCCUAUCGAGGGACUACAGUGUGACAUGAGCUCCUCCUUCACCAAGUACUGGAGGAAGAGGAGUGUACCCCUGGACGUAGGCCACAGAGGGGCCGGCAGCACACACGCAGCCAAACAUACUAAAGUCAGGGAGAACACCAUUGCUUCGUUCAAAAGUGCUGCCAACCAUGGGGCUGCCUAUGUGGAGUUUGACGUCCAUCUCUCCAAGGACUGUGUCCCCAUUGUGUACCACGAUCUCACCUGUUGCAUCUCCACUAAGAAGAAAGGAGACAAGCACUCUCUGGAGCUGUUUGAAGUUCCUGUCAAAGAUCUCACAUACGACCAGCUACAACAGCUCAAGCUGGGUCAUGCUUCAGCCUUGAAGGUGAACGACCACAAAGAUGACGACGAUGAGGAAGAGGUUGACGAGCAUCAACCCUUCCCUUCAUUCUCACAGAUCUUCCAUGCAGUGCCUGAAAAUGUGGGGUUCAACAUCGAACUGAAGUGGAUUUGUCAGAUGAAGGAUGGUUCGUGGGAAGGAAACCUGUCUUCCUACUUCAACAUGAACCUGUUCCUGGACAUCAUACUGAGCUGUGCGCUGCAGAGAGCCGGCAAGAGACGCAUCGUCUUCUCCUGCUUCGACCCUGACGUCUGCACCAUGGUUCGUCAGAAGCAGAACAAGUACCCUAUCCUGUUCCUGACCCAAGGAAUCUCUGAGACCUAUCCUGAGCUCAUGGACAUCCGCUGUCAGACCACACAGAUUGCCAUGAGCUUCGCACAGAGCGAAAACAUCCUGGGUAUCAGUGCCCACACAGAGGAGCUGCUUCAGAACCUGGAACACAUCCGAGAGGCCCAGUCUAAAGGCCUGGUGGUGUUCUGCUGGGGAGACCUCAACAACUACCACGACAACAGGACCACACUACGGGAGCAGGGCAUCGACGGACUCAUCUAUGACAGGAUCUGUGACGACCAGGUUGACCAGCCCGACAUCUUCAAAGUAGAGGCGCAGCACACGCUGCAGGAGACUCUCAAGAGCUUUGUGUGCUCCUGCUACUCCAUCCCCUGCCAGGCGCCUGUCUGCGCCUCCUCCACCUCCUCCAAGGUGCACAGUACAGAGUCCGACUCAGGCCUCAGCUCCUCCUGAACAACUAUCUGCCUCCGAAGGUUGUCUCUAGAUAGACAUGCUAGAGAGGACAGACUGGGAGGGUAGUCACUAGAUAGACAUGCUAGAGAGGACCGACGCGGCAAUGAAUAUAGGCAGACUUGAUGAGCAAGUGUACACUAUUCGUUUUUUUUAAUUUAGUGUGAGUUACAUAGGAGCUACACUAGACGCCAUGAAAACAGUCCUUUUUUUAUUUUUUACCUGCUACAUUGGAAGAGUAACUUUUUUUUUGCCAACGUGAGCCACUUUAUCCAAUUGCAGCUCACACUGGAGAACAAUCUUGAAAAUGGAACCAAGCCUCUCACAUAACUGCUGCGCUUACGCCUGGUUUCAUUUCAAUUAAUAGAAGCGUAUCACGCUCUGCGAACAUUACUCGUCCGGUGUUGCUCCUACGUUAGGGAUUAGGUUUUGUGAUUGGAAACACAUUGGUGAUUUAAAAAGUUAUUCUGUCCUUUCUAGCAUGGCCAGAUAGUGACAACCCUUCCUGAACUGAUGUCAACUGACGCAAUACACAAGCUGUGUCCAGAUGUGUGUUCUUGCAGCUGUUUGUUUAAACUGUAAGGAGGAGGGUGUUUUGCCAAACGAGGCAUCUGGUAUUUGUUAUUAGGACUAAAGUUGAAUUGACUGGGAUAUGCACCUCAGUCACAAUUAUAGAGGAAUUCACAUUCAUAUGUCUUCACUUAGAAAUGAAUGCAUACUCAAGGAAUUUAUUUUGAAGUUUCUAUUUUAUUAUGCUGAUUUGCUAAAUACAAAUCAGAGGUAAACUAUACUGUAUAUUAGCUUUUCCAGAUUUAGCUUUUCUUAUUGGUGAUAACUGUGUACACGUAUUACAGUUCAUGACUGAUCACAGUUUGCCUUCAGCUUGCUGGUUUAAUGUAAGUAUAUGUAGUUUUAUGUGGCUAAUGAUUUGCAACACUAGAUUCUUUCAUUUUUGCAUCUGCAUUAUGGUUGUCCGCAUAUGAAAUAAGCCAGCAUUUGACAAUAGCAGUGUUAUUUUUGUCACAUUACUAAUAUAAUUUUGAAUGGCAGUGGCUACAAUUCAUAAUAGAUUUUCAAUAGAACAAGAUCAUUUGGGACAGUGACAAACUCUCUCGCUCAGGUGAUUUCCUUUAUAAUUUUUUUGUUUACAUUUAUUUAUUCAAUGGUGCAUUUGAACUCAAACUCAUGCAAUCUGAUUUGUGUUAGGACUGCCCUGAGCUAUGCUGUUAAUUAAGUGUCAUUAUUGGAUGACCAGAUUAUGAAGUGUUGUUAUGGGUGCCUAAAUCCAAACAGAUUCAUUUCAUAUUGCUUUAAUGACCUGUUGAAUACACAUAGUUUGUUUUUGCUUUCAGCAUAACCUUAAAAUGUAUGGGUGAGUGUGAGCUCAAUGUUCACCAUUAGGGAGGGUUAUAUAGGUAGCCCUUUGUAAUGGCUAGAUCUAAUCUACAUAACUGACUCCCUAGCUCAUUUGAAGGGAAGGGUUUUCAUAGGAGCUCUGCUUGCUCUACACAUCAUCAGAAAGCCUUGAUGGGGAAGUUGUAUGAAUUAACUAGUCUGACUGCCACUUGUUUGAAUCUCUUCAUACCUCGCUCUGAUCACUUAAUGCAAUAGAAGACCAAGAUUGUUUCACAUGGCACAGUUUCCCUGCUACAUUGGCACACAUUUUUCCUACUGGAUGUAUUUUGUUGUACAAUCUUAUUUUUUUUGUUUAAAUGCACAUUGAAGAUGUAAUUGUAUCUUUCCUAAAUUGUGUACCAUGAUGAUAUGACAUGUAAACCAUUCCCUGAAAACAUAGAAGUAAGCACUGUCCGUCUGUCUAAGUUCUGUAAGUAAAGGUUAAAAAAACUUUUGAGACUCGUACUGUAUGUAUGGACUACUUUUGGAGUCAUAAUGCAUGCCCUUCAGAGUGCUGUGGUGGACUGGGUGACUGGAAUUGAGGGUCACUCAUGUCACACCCUUGAUACGCUGUCUGGACAAAACUAUGCUAACUGGGAUUAAAUAAAUGAAUAAAAAUAUUUAAAAACAUA